AUAAACCGACCGCUUUCACUUUCUGAUCACUGCACCCUGUUCUACUUUCACACAUUGUUCUUUCCAUCUCAACUCUCCCAGAGAUGUCCAAAGCCCAAGCUGCGUCUGCUGUUGAGAAGUAUCAGAAGUAUUCUGGCAGUUCUGGAGGCGAAGGAGAAGAAGAAAGGAAGUCUAACUACUAUGAUAAGUCAAAUACAUACUAUGAUGUUGUUACUGGCGCUUACGAAGCUUACUGGGGAGAAUCCUUACAUUUUGCAUCGAGAUGGAAAGGGGAAACACUUAGAGAGAGCAUCAAGCGCCAUGAGCACUUCAUUGCCAUGCAACUGGGCCUCAAGCCGGGACAAAAGGUUUUAGAUGUUGGAUGCGGAAUUGGGGGACCAGCAAUAGAAAUCUCUCGUUUCAGCAAGACAUCAGUUACGGGGUUGAACAAUAAUGAGUACCAAAUAAACAGAGCAAAGGAACUUAGUCGCUUACACGGCGCGGACCAGAUUUGCGACUUCGUGCAGGGUGACUUUAUGAACAUACCAUUCCCAGACAAUACUUUUGAUGCAGUAUAUGCAAUUGAAGCUACCGUUCAUUCACCAGAUGCUUAUGAAUGCUAUAAAGAGAUUUAUAGAGUGUUGAAGCCUGGUCAAUGUUUUGCUGCAUACGAAUCAAGCAUGACUACUUCCUUUGAUCCUACUAACCCAGAGCAUCAAAGGAUAAAGAAAGAACUUUUGCUUGGUGGUGGCCUCGUUGACAUCAGAUCAACCACGAAGGUUCUUGAAGCUUUAAAGCAAGCAGGUUUUGAGGUCAUGUGGAGCAAAAAUAUUGCAGAGGACUCUCCUAUUCCUUGGUAUUUUCCUAUAGACAAAAGUAAUAACUCGCUGAGUACAAAUGCUGUUCGACUUUUCAAAAGAAACAUGCUUAAGGCUCUUGAGUUUGUUGGAUUGGCACCCAAGGGAAUUACCAAGGUUCAAGCUUUUGCGGAAUGGGCUGCAGAUGGACUAGUUGAAGGUGGAAAGAAAGAGAUCUUCACGCCAAUGUUUUUCUUUGUGGCAAAGAAGCCUGCUGAUUGAGACACUGUGGGGGGUUGAAUUGUACUUCAGAAUAAUUGCCUUCUUAUAUAUUGCACGUACGUUUGAUGUCUGUUUUUCUGGCUUUUUCUUGUCCUUCCGAUAAUAAACUUGUGGUCUGGUCUUGGACUUUUGCUUGGAGUUGUACAGUUUGUAUUUUUCUUUUGGGUGUUUGAGUGUCGAGUUUGGAUUGAAACAAUAAUAUAUGGAAUGUUUGUGCUAAUUGUUGAGUUUGGUC
This is a messenger RNA of Neltuma alba, 1293 nucleotides long. Its product is annotated as cycloartenol-C-24-methyltransferase-like. The transcript is spliced from 14 exons. Gene Ontology annotation, molecular function: sterol 24-C-methyltransferase activity. Gene Ontology annotation, cellular component: endoplasmic reticulum. The coding region runs from base 84 to 1058 and encodes 324 amino acids. The record is from RefSeq and is a predicted model, not a curated record. NCBI's taxonomy places the organism in Eukaryota, Viridiplantae, Streptophyta, Magnoliopsida, Fabales, Fabaceae. Gene Ontology annotation, biological process: sterol biosynthetic process.